CGCCUUGAACGCAGUCGUAUAUCGAUUCCGGCGAAUCCCCGGCCUCUUCCGGCGCGGCAACUUCUUCCGGUUAAUGUCGUGGUACUCUGCUGUUGUCGGAGACGAGACAGCAAGCCGUAGUCAAGCAUGAAGUUUAACAGCUUGGUUUCAUCCUCGCGGAGGAAAAACCGCAAACGCCAUUUCACCGCACCUUCCCAUAUCAGAAGGCGACUAAUGAGCGCUCCUCUGUCAAAGGAACUUCGCCAGAAGUACAACGUACGAUCCAUGCCCAUCCGCAAGGACGACGAAGUGCAGGUUGUCCGCGGUCACUACAAGGGACAGCAAGUUGGGAAAGUUGUACAAGUGUACAGGAAAAAAUUCGUCGUUUAUGUUGAACGAAUUCAGAGGGAAAAGGCUAACGGAGCGAGUGUCUAUGUUGGCAUUGACCCUUCCAAGACGGUGAUUGUCAAACUAAAAAUGGACAAAGAUCGCAAAAAGAUCAUCGACAGGAGGAGCAAGGGACGUCUUGCUGCUCUAGGCAAAGAUAAGGGCAAAUACACCGAGGAUACCACUGCCGCAAUGGAAACCUCGUAAACCGUAAAACAUUUCCCAACUUAUGUACCACAAUAAAAAACGUAAAACCUCAA
Messenger RNA from Diprion similis, 626 nucleotides. It is a transcript of the gene RpL26, whose product is annotated as 60S ribosomal protein L26. Lineage: Eukaryota; Metazoa; Arthropoda; Insecta; Hymenoptera; Diprionidae. Bases 127 to 573 code for a protein of 148 amino acids. Gene Ontology annotation, cellular component: cytosolic large ribosomal subunit; ribosome. Gene Ontology annotation, molecular function: structural constituent of ribosome; RNA binding. The transcript has 4 exons. Gene Ontology annotation, biological process: ribosomal large subunit biogenesis; cytoplasmic translation. The record is from RefSeq and is a predicted model, not a curated record.